AACAAACAGAAGUUAAUUAGAAAGCGGCUUAUAUCGUCACGAGAUGCAGACAACUCGAGUACUGUUCAACACUAGAACCAAAGUUCAGUCUUCAUACUAUUUCUUGCCGUGAUUAAAAGUAUCUACGGUAAUCCAAAUGUCUCGUAAAGGUGGUACACUUCUUAGAGGAAGAUACUUGCCUUUGCAACCAAACUAAAUGCAUUCAAGGACAGGAUAAAGACAUCGAUUCUACUUAAAGCCAGUGUUCUCCAUGGAAACGGAUUUGUUUAAGGAUCAUCUAAAACAUUAGCGGAUUGCUUAUACUUAAAGGUUAUGAAAGAUGUCCGUAACAGCAUUGCAGCUGGAAGAUAGAGUACCGAAACAUCAGCCUUUUUCUAUUUAUCUUGACGAAGCUCUGAAGACACUAAACUCUGAGCACACUCCAAGGACCAUUCCACAACGGUAUUUUAAACAAGGCUACACAAAUAGGACCUCGGAAUUGGGCCAAAAAUGUCCCAACAGGGGGAGGGCUCAUAAGAAUUUAGGGAGCAAAUUACCUCCCGACAGGAGUAUGGUUGCCACCAAAGGAACUCAAUUAUUUCCUGACGGGGGUAUAGUGGGGCAAAAUGCCAUUCCCGACAAGGGUAUGAUCGGUACGAAGGUGAUAAAACGAAGAGUAGCACGUGUAGAAAAGGAAAAGAAAAUCGUAAGCGAAAGAUUAAAAACUGAAAAAGAGUUUUCCUUUAAGAAGUCUUCAAAAAUGACAAAUGUACAACCACUAGGUAAACUGCGAGAAUAUAGAAACGAUUAUAGUAUAGACCAUAUCCCUAGUCUAAAAAAGGUAGACGUAGACGAUCGAUACGAGAAGGAAAAACAUAUACAGAAGGUUUUAAAUCGUUUGAACCUAAAUGCUGGUCCCCAUUACAAAAGCCCAACCAGCUCAUCAAGUCAAAAGGGACCAGUUAUCAAGAAUACAACUGGGAUUGACUUUGCAUCCAGUUUGAUGGAAAGCCAUAAUUUAACGUUAAAGCAGCUAAGAGAGUUCUGGCAAGAUAUGCCAUCAUUCUUGAAUAUACAAGCUGCAAAACUCAGGAGAAAGUAUGGGAUUGUUGGAAGCGAGGCUGCGGAUGACAUUGAUGAUAUUGCGAUUGAGAUUGUGACAAAAUGGAACACGCCGACAACGGUAGUUCUACCAAACAUAGAAAACCAAAUUUCAAGAACAUUGUAUGUUGUUGAAGAAGAAAACUGAUAUACACUUAUUUCAAUAAAGUUAGUCACCUGAAAAGCUAUAAAGCUGAGGCCGACAAGGAUU
Actinia tenebrosa (Australian red waratah sea anemone) is the source of this 1291-nucleotide messenger RNA. RefSeq lists its product as uncharacterized. Lineage: Eukaryota; Metazoa; Cnidaria; Anthozoa; Actiniaria; Actiniidae. The record is from RefSeq and is a predicted model, not a curated record.